Prinia subflava (tawny-flanked prinia) is the source of this 4307-nucleotide messenger RNA. RefSeq names its product stabilizer of axonemal microtubules 2 (gene SAXO2). The transcript is spliced from 4 exons. Gene Ontology annotation, molecular function: microtubule binding. Gene Ontology annotation, cellular component: centriole; cytoskeleton; ciliary basal body. The record is from RefSeq and is a predicted model, not a curated record. Bases 135 to 1502 code for a protein of 455 amino acids. Lineage: Eukaryota; Metazoa; Chordata; Aves; Passeriformes; Cisticolidae.
GAGGGGCACCGAGCCCGCCAGCGCCGCCCGCCCCCGGCACGCUCGCCCGUCUCGCCGAGCUGGUGCCUCUGCCGGCCUGCGGCAGGGGAGGAAGGCUCUGCAGAGGGACCCGGACGGGCUGGAUCCGUGGAGUGAUGCCCGUGGUGCGCCAUCGCUGCUGCCACAGACCCACGAAGUUUUAUGAUGAUGGAGUGAAUCCGAGCAACAAAACCGAGUACUUGGAGAACUACCCUGGCUAUGGCAACGUCUGCCCUCCCGAGAGCUGCAAGCCAAAACCAGAGGCCCAUGAGGACCGGGGCAGAAUGGACGGCACCACAACAUUCAAAUCUGAUUAUAUACCAUAUGAAAUUCUUGAGAGACCUUUUCGGCCACAAGAAGAAUACAGACCAAAGUCAGGGAAGAUUGACCUGGGGACCAUUUAUCGGAGAGAUUACAGCCCUCAUAAAGUGGGACCAGUGACAUUAGUGAGGCCUCAAGAGAGGAAACACACUUCAGAUGCAAAAGUGGACACCAUCCCAACCUAUCGAGAUGACUACAGGUUAUGGAAGGGUGAAAGAGCGGAAUCCUGCAAGGUGGAGCGCACAUACGAGCCCCCUUCGGAGAGGUUUGGAAAUCCUUCUACAUUUCAAGAUGAUUACUUCCCUAGGCAACCCAACCCCGCCCAGAGCUGCAAGCCUUGUGACACCAAGCUGGCAGCAGGGCCUUUUGAUGCCAACACCAUCCAUCGCACCGCGUUCGUUGCCCAUGAGCUGAAGCCCAUGUUCGUGAGGCCGAGAGAAGAGUACAAGCCAAGCGACCAACCCUUUGAAGAUCUCACAACCCACCAGAGAGACUUUAAAGGGAUACCUGGGGAACAAGCAAAAAGCUGCAAGCCUGAAGUUAGAAAACUUGGAUCUGAUGAUCCUUUUAAAGGAAUCACUGAGUUCCAGGAUCGCUAUCAGCCGUAUUUGGUCACUGCACCCGAGCUCCGCAAACCAAAAGAGUACGUUCCACCCACAGACAAGAUGGACCUCAAAUCCUCAAACUGUCUUGAUUACAUUUCACACAAGGUUGCUCCUAGAGCCCCCAUAAAACCAGCUCCCAGGAGAAAAAGCAGUGCCCCUUUUCAAGGGAAGACUACUACAAAAGAACACUAUCAACCCUGGAACGUCUGUCGUCAAGAGCCAAUUAAAAGAGAAGAGGAAAUUCAAAAACCCACAGGAAAAUUUUCUGGUUUAACCACAUUCAGGUCCCAUUACAUACCACAUCAGCCCAACCCACCUCAAAGUUUCAAACCUGUACAGGCUGUUGCUACCGGAGUUCCUUUUAAAGAUGAGACUUUGUAUCGGACUGAAUACACUCCAAAGAAGCCAGAGAUCUGCCCAGGACAUGAUCCAGAUGCUCUGGGUUAUGUCUAUGUAAACACAGAUUCUCAGGGUCACAAAUUCUACCGGCAGCUGUCUCCAGAACCUUCCGAGCCAAACUGUAAUCCUAUUCCAGAGGAGGUACUUGCCGUGUCAUAAUACUUACAUGCAAUAUUUCAAGCACCUUGGUUAAAUAACUGGAAAUCAAUUUGUUCAUUUUCUCUUUAAGUAACACUGAAAACAAAUGCUGAAGAUUUUGCUUUUAGAAGUUUGAAGAAAACCAAAGCCAAACCAAAGUUUAUUACAAGACAAAUAAAGAUUUGCCAAAUGCUGAAGGAACACUACUCCCUACAUGGCAUCUGUCUGUUCUCUGACUGUGCAUUCUAGUUUCCUUGACUCCCCAGAUUUUAUCGUGCUCCAUCUCAAGCAUAUUUAUAACACGUUUAAUUAUUUGAUAUUUUCUGCAGUCAAAUUAUUGUAUUUGUGAAAUAGCAAGUGUCUUUUGCUGAUAAAAUAUUUUGCACAGUAAGCAAAUAAUGCUAUUUACAAAUAAUCUAAGAAAUCAGUAAUAAUCUCAGUAAUCUGUAAGACUUUUUUUCUUUAUAUUUUACUGCCCAGAUCACAAGAUAGCAUGCCAUGACACCUAGGCAUUUCUAAAUACCUGGUUUCAGCUUCAGUCAUCCCUGCUUUAACCAGUCAGCCACCAAAAGCAGGUCAUUAGACUGUUUCCUAAUUUCCCUGAUGGUGCUCUUCCAGCCUUACUUCCAAAGGAAACAAAACUGAUGCACCUUGGACACACUGACACACUUUGUGCAUGUGUCCUCCUCAGCUGAAUCACCUUUAAACCCAGUGUGCAAAUUUAAUCAAAUCUCAUUAUGAGGCUGCAUAGGUUUACAGAAAAUAGAGCAAACUCAGGUAAAAAAAGAAAUACCAGCUGAGAUGCAGAAACCUGUAGGCAGCCUGGCUUCAGUCUGUCUGCUCUUCAAAGAAUUGCUUGUUCCAAAUACACAGACUCCAAUUUUUUUACAGAAAUUUUAUAUGUAAUUGCCUCUGUAUGAAAUAUUUAGUUUUCUCUAUCUUUUGCUGAUUUUGAGAAAUCCAGAUGAAUCAAUUUUAGUUUUAUUACGUUCAUGAUUUAAGCAAGUCCCAGUUACUAGUUCUGUAAUUAACAGUAUUGUCAUGCUCUAUCACACUACUCAGUAUGAUUUUUUCCUCAGUAUUGCGUAUCUUGCACCCAUUGGUGUGGAACAGUAUUUGGGUUGUGCAGAAUCAUGUGGCUGUACUUCAUAAACAAAGUCUCUUAUAAAAGGGCUAAAACCAAUGAUGGGAACAUUUUUAAAGCAGGAACUUGGUCAUAUGAAAGCAAAAAAAGCUGAACUGAGCUAAUAUGCUGUGCACAAAAACAUUGCGUGAGAGGGAACCAGACAUUAUUAGAGCAUCAGUCACUUUUACAGAACUUUUGUCUUUGUACUGUGUUUUUGUGGCAUCACUUACUCUGGUAAUGUCGUGGCAAAUCAGUUUUACUUGUCUGUCUGAAAAUUAUUCACCUCUCUCAGAUUAUGAAUGAAAAAGGACAAUGUAAAUCUGUGAGAUCCUAAAAGCAGGACAAGAAAAUGUCCAACUGAUUGUCAUCUUUCUGUAGCACAAAAGAAAAAAAUACACUCUGUUGAGUCAUUUUCUGUCAUGCCACAACUGAGGAAACAAAGCCAAAACUUUGCACAGUCACACCUACCCAGGUCCACAUCCUGUACACAGUCCUGGCACCUCUGGAGCUUUUUACAGAAGCUCCCAAUGCCCUCCAGCUCUCCUCUCAAGGGAGGGAGAAAUGCAGCCUGAAUCCAUGAAAUUACAUGUGCCUGCAUGUUCUGCUCAAAAUGGCUCUUCUGCUGGGUCUGUGAGGGAGCCCAGAUGCUUUUUUAAAUUUUCACAGCUGUUUUUUCAGUUCUGAAGUCACUUCCCUCCCUUAAGUUAUGGAAAGUCAUUUGCUGCCACCUACCAGCACGGUACAAACAUUUUGAGAGGAAGGGAAGUGGAGGGCAUAUUCAGAUACAUUUAACAGUUCCUCUGCAGAUGUGUUUGAAGGCUUUUUUAGGGUGGAGGGGCAUAUUCCCUUUCAUUUUGUCCUUAAUGUUUUCCCCUAAGUUUAAUAGUGAAAGAGAGAAGCCUUUAUUACUUCACAAUUGAAAAAGCCCCAACACACUGAUUGUGCUUCCAGGAAAAGCAUCAAAUGAUAUUAUAAACCUUCAGACACUAUUCAAUACCUGACGUCAACCUUUUCAUAAGCAACAAAUUACUGAAAUGCAGACCAAAUGAAGAGACGGCUGGAAAACUAAUAUUUUUCCAAAAUAACAGCUGUUAAAAAAGCAUUUUAUGAUGUCAUGCUAAACCAAGAUGUAAAAGCAGAAAAGUUAUUCAUGCGUUCAGCUGCUAUUCUGAGAGUGUUUUCUGUGCACUCUGCCAUCCAGCAGCAGGCUCCACAGCACUCCUGUACAGAGCCUUUGCUUUUUUAAAGAUUGCACAAAUGGAAUUGAAAAGGAAAAUUAAGCCUUUGCCAAUAUUGUUAUCUAGGAUAACUCUGAAACACCAUCAUUACAUUGUUAGACAUUUCUUUUCUAUUUAAUAAAAAAAAUUGUAAGGCUUUUACUGUUCAUAUUGUUUCUUAGACUAUUCACACAUAGUGAUUAUUCUGAAACAAUUUCUUUUUCAUUCCCAUCACUCACUAAAUACAAAACAUGGAGCUGUUCUGUCAGAUCUAAAUGAACUCUGCUUGGUGAAGGCCCAGAAAAGAAAUGGAAUUUUAUUCCACCUUUAAAGAAUCCUCAUUCCAUAUUUCAGUGAACCACAGCUGACAUGUGGAUUUUGGCAAAUUAUCUUCCCACUUUUUCAGUCAGGUCACAUCUAUGUUGUCACUUAAUAGCAGUGCAAAGCAGACUGCAGUGAAGUUGACAAUAUGUCUGAUAGACU